CACAAAGGCUGUCUCUCUAAAAUCUCCUUCCAAGCAGCAAAGCUUCUCGCAUUUUGACGUUGGAGAAGAAAAAAACCCUAAAUCCAAAGCGAGUCCUGUUUCUCCUCAUGGCAUCUCAAAUUCAAGCUUCACGCAUCUUAACACCAUCCUUCUCAAUCAUCGAAAUCGAUAAAGGUCGAACCUUUAUGAUAAAUACGUUCCACACAAGAAUCAAUCCCAUGAAAAGUUUACAGAUUCGAAGACCAAACCAGAGAAUAGCAUUUGCCUUAGACACAGGCUCUUCAGUUCCUCCCCCUGGAGACAACGGAGGAGAAAUUGAUGGAGACAGAACAGGUCUAAGUAGCACUAGAUUAGGCAGAAUUGCGGUUGCGUUAGGGAAACAACUUCUUGUGAAGAUAAACUCUGCAAGGAAAGACUUUCCCAUGAAGAUAUUCUUGCUGCUUCUUGGUUUCUACACUGCUAAUGCGUUAGCUACUAUUCUUGGCCAAACUGGGGAUUGGGACGUGCUUGUUGCUGGAAUUGUGGUGGCUGCUAUUGAAGGAAUUGGUAUGCUUAUGUAUAAGAAGAAGAAGAAGAUGGAUUCUUCUGAUUCUGGAGGGAGGUUGCAGUCUUUUGUUGUGUUUAUGAAUUUCUGGAAAGCUGGUGUUUGUUUGGGUCUCUUUGUUGAUGCUUUCAAGUUAGGUAGUUGAAACUAUCUGUUCUUCUACUCUUAUUAUGAGUUAUGUUUGUGUAUAGAUAGAGAGAGAGCCUUUGAUUAGAGUCACAACACAAGUGUGUAUCAGUUCUAAAAACUCAAGUUUCAGUUUUGCCGCAAGUCUUGUUCUUUGCACUGAGCUCUGCAUUAUAC
Molecule: messenger RNA, 847 nt
Organism: Eruca vesicaria subsp. sativa (arugula)
Lineage: Eukaryota; Viridiplantae; Streptophyta; Magnoliopsida; Brassicales; Brassicaceae
Source: the annotation of a GenBank genome assembly